AAUACUGUAUAUAAGACAUGAGGUUGUGGUUGUGCUUUAAGUGUCCAUCCAUCCGCUGAUCUGUCCAUCGGGUCGUCUCUCUGUUCUCCACCAGCGCUGCUCAGUUUUUCGUGCUCAUCCUCCUCCAUCAUGCUGGUUCGAGCUCUGCUCCAAACGUCUCUGGUUCUCUGGUUGGCUCAGCAAACUCUGCAAGGCGGGGUUAAACCUCAAAGUGUGUCCUGGGGGAGAGUCCUGCCAGCCAGAGGUGUUGGCAUCGGAGUAAAACCUGGAGUUUCGGGAGCACUCGGAGCACUGGGGAGCCGAUAUGGCAGCAAAGCAAUGAAGACUGGAAUUGGGCGUUAUCCAGGGGCUCAGCUUGGUGUUGGAGGUUACAGAGCUCUUGGAUUAGGAAACAGAGCAGGCCUGAAGCCUGGUGGAUAUGGGACCCAGGGAGCCUAUGGCGCCAGUUUGGGCACAGGAAUGGGUUUGGGGGCUGGACUUACAAAUGGACUGGGAGUGAGUUUGGGCCAGGGAGGAAAACGUGGUUAUGGUGCAGGGCUCGGCACUCUGCCAGGCUACGGGUCCCUAGCUGGCAUUGGCUAUCCUGGAGCCCGACCAGGUGUGUCUACAGCAGAUUUGGGUGGACUCGAGAUGGCCAAUCAGGGCCAAACUCUUCAAGAUCUGAAGAGAGAAAAGAGCCGAAAACUUGGUCUGUUGGAUGGAAAAGGGGACAGAGCUGCUGGACUUGAAACGCCCAGCAUGAGGAGAACCAGUAUACUUGGUGCCACUGCUCCUGAAUCACAGACAGAAAUUGGGUUUAGACCUGCGGUACUGCCAUCUGGAAGAGAGAUCAAAAGCCUGGAUCCAUUUGUGAAGUCAUCAAGUCUUGGACCCAUGAUGGCCCUUGAUAAACAGAGUAAAGGUUUGGCUGUUUCACAAGCACAAGUAGGAGAAAAUAAUGAGCCUGUUGUCUCCGAAAGAAGGGGUAUGGCAAGCAUGCUGACUGCUGGAGGUGUAGGACAGCAACUGCCUCUUGUUAAAGACAACCUCAGAGGUCUGGGUUCUGUUUUUUCUGAGGUGCAGAGGGCAAGAGACUAUGAUUCAUCUAGCCAGCAAAAUCAACGGGCCAAAAACUGUGGAUCCAGGAGUGAUUUGUUAGAUGUACUGAAAAUUAAUCGCCAUGGGCUUUUGGGUUCAGAAACACAGAGGAGUCUUAGUUUAAAGCCCCAGCCUCAUGUCAGUAAGGACAACAAACAUCUUGCCAAAGACUUUGGGCUUGUGGCUAAAGACAUGAAUGGGCCUAGAAUCCGUGGGACUGUUUCUGUACAAAACCCUCAUCAUGGUUCUCAAGAUCUACAACAAGGGGGGAGCUAUGGACCAGUGAUCCCAGGUGUAAGUGGAGCCCAAAGGUUAGGCAUUGCCUCAGUCGAAGGGCAAGAAGGUAAAGGCCUUACUGCUGAUGGUCAGGAGGCAAAACACCUUUCCCAAGCUGAACGUCAAACCACAAGGCCUAAAGCUCUCAGUAUCCCAGGACAGACUGGGAGGAAAACCCAGGUACCAAGUUAUAUUGGUGGAACAGGAAACUAUCUGGGAGCCAGUCUGGGCGCCGGAGGCUAUGGAGCAGGUUUGGGACAGGGAGCCUACCUGGGUGGGGCAGCUGGCAAACUCGGAACCGCUGCCGCUCUUGGACAGGGAGGAUAUCCCCAAGGUGCCGCAGGGAUGUCAACAGGCUACGGUGAUGGAGCAACAGGAUACCUGGGUGCUAUGGCAGGCAAUGGCUUCGGAGGCGAUGCUGGUGCAAAAGCUUUGUCUGCAGGUUAUGGGAACGGCUACAGCGAUGGUUACGGGGCUGGGCUUGGUUACCCUGCAGAGUUAGCUGAUGGUGCUGAGAGCAAAGCAGGAAAGCGUGAAGCCCUCAGUACAGGAGCCUAUGCUGGACAAGUGCAGGGGGCGUAUGGAACACUUGGUGCAGGACUGGAACCAACUGGUGGUAAAUAUGGAGGAGGAGCUGCCCAGGUACCUUAUGGUAAUGCUCCAGUGAUUCCUACUGGCCUGGAAGGUGAUGGUGGCUACCCGUAUCCUGCUCAGCAGCUUGCUCUCGGUGCUGAAGGUGCCAAAACCCCCAACAAAUAUGGAGCUGGUGCAGGAUAUGGAGCUCAGCAAACAGGUUACGGUGCACAGCUGGGGGCAACUCAAGAUGCCUUGGGAGAGCAAGCUGGCAAAUAUGGUGGAGUGAACGAUGCCCUUGGAAAUGGAUACAAAGGCUAAUCCAAAUGAACUGAACUUCUUCAAGUCGAUCACUUCCAUGAUGAGGUCACUGUAAUGUGUUAAUGUGUUUCCCUCUAUUUUGUCCUGCUGUGCUAUCUGUUUUGUUUUUCUUUAGCCGUUUGUCUUUCGCUUUAAGAGGACAUUUGUUAUCCAUGUCUGUUUGUCUUGUUGGUCCAAAACCUGCAUUGUUCCACCAGAUGUAUUCUGUCCACACUGAAAAAACUGGUGGUGACUGAUGAACAUAAAUGGUGUCGAGUGCAAGAAAAAUGUCUCAAUGUUUUAAAAUAAAUAUUAGAAUAACAGUUUUACAGUUUGAAUCCAAUAAAUUAUAUGUCCAGUGAUGCUGAGCAGAAGCUUCUGAGUAAAAAG
Molecule: messenger RNA, 2616 nt
Organism: Scatophagus argus
Lineage: Eukaryota; Metazoa; Chordata; Actinopteri; Scatophagidae
Product: glycine-rich cell wall structural protein
Exons: 25
Coding region: 130-2247 (705 amino acids)
Source: RefSeq, a predicted model, not a curated record